Molecule: messenger RNA, 1011 nt
Organism: Peniophora sp. CBMAI 1063
Lineage: Eukaryota; Fungi; Basidiomycota; Agaricomycetes; Russulales; Peniophoraceae
Source: the annotation of a GenBank genome assembly
AUGCCAUCGGUAUUCUUCAUCGGCGCCACCGGAUAUGUGGGAGGAUCUGUGCUCGUGAAGAUCAGAGAGCGUUUUCCCGAUUGGCCUAUCACCGCGCUCGUGCGGAAAGAGCAACAUGUCGACGCUGUACGUGCGACGGGCGUCGAGGUCGUACAGCCUUUGGCGAGCAAAGACCAGUAUCAGGUCAUCGCGGAGGAGGUGUACAAGGCGGAGUUGACCAUCAAUGUCGCGGAUUGCGACGAUGUGAAGCUCUGCGAGUCUAUUCUAGGCGCGAUGAAGAAGAAAGUGGAGGAUGGGAAGCCGAAGGGCGUGUUCCUGCAUACGAGCGGCGCGAUGCUGUUCAACGACCUGAGCGCCGAUGGGAACGCGGUGGAUGGUUCAUACUGGAACGAUAACAGCGAGGAGGACAUGAAGAACAUAGACCCGGAUGCCCUUCACGGACCUGUCGACACAAGGGUGCUCAAAGCAGGAGAAGAAGGUUAUGUGACGAACUACACCUUGUGCCCAGCAGCUGUUGUGGGGACUGGUUCAGGCCCCGUGAAAGUCCCGUCUAUCUUCGUCAAGAUGUUGAUCCAGUACUUCACCGCGGCAAAGCGACCUCUAAUUGCUGCCGAGGGCACCAGCAGGUACAACUACGUGCACAUUGACGAUCUGGUGGACCUGUAUCUGCGCCUGCUGGAGGUGAUCGUAUCUGGGGAACAGGCGAACGAUAGCUCCUAUGCCCGUUAUUACAUCGGUGACAGCACGGAGAUCCCGUUCAAAACCGUCGCGGAGGUGUAUGGGACGGAGCUCACCCGCCUGGGUCUGUUGCCUACUGCCAAAGUGGAGAGUAUACCAAGAGCUCAAGUUGACGGGAGGGCACGCGUAUUCGGUGCGGACAUGCGUAUACGCGGAGAUCGCGCUCAUGCCUUGGGGUGGAACCCCAGACCAGUGGACAUGAGGGAGACCAUAGUGGAGGAUAUCAAAGUGGCUCUGGAGGCCAUGGGUCUGGAGCCGAAGGCAAAGGCGUAA